Momordica charantia (bitter melon) is the source of this 924-nucleotide messenger RNA. Its product is annotated as RNA binding (RRM/RBD/RNP motifs) family protein. The record is from RefSeq and is a predicted model, not a curated record. Lineage: Eukaryota; Viridiplantae; Streptophyta; Magnoliopsida; Cucurbitales; Cucurbitaceae. Gene Ontology annotation, molecular function: RNA binding.
UCAGCCUUGGGCCUGCCCCAGUACAUGGUGGAAUUGGGCCCUGCAUCUUUUUAUACGACCACUCCUCGCCGCCGCCGCUCCAAUCAAACCUCCGGCCGCCGCUCUCUCCACCAAAAUUGCUAGAAGAUGCACUCAUAGUAUCACUGUGAUACUACUACCAUGGCGGCGAUUAGGAAAACAGCGAUGGCAGUAAACUCCAGUCGUCGUGUUCUUCCCUCUCUAUUUCCGCCGUCUCGUCUCGUCUCUUACAGAGGCAUAGCUUCGAAGCUUUUUGUUGGAGGACUAUCAUUUUACACCACAGAAAAAGGAUUAUCAGAAGCUUUUUCUCAGUACGGUCAGGUCGUUGAAGCUAAAGUUGUGAUGAACAGAGUCUCUGAUAGGUCAAAAGGAUUCGGAUUCGUCACCUUCGCAUCCGAAGACGAAGCUCAUAAAGCGCUGACAGAUAUGAAUGGCAAAGCGUUGAACGGAAGGGUCAUUUUUGUGGACUACGCAAAACCUGUAACCAGUUUUCGUGGCGAAAUCCCUAUAGCGAGAGGACCUCCCGAGGGAAAAACUGAUAAAUGAUUGCUCUUAUGUUCUGUCAUUUAUCAAAAGGACGUUAGCUGGAAAGGGAGGAAACAGAUCCAUGUAGCUGUGCGUGAAAAGUGUGAUUCAGACAUGUUCUUUCAGCAAUGUGCUUCAUGCCAGAGAUGUGAAAGGCUUCAGGAAUAAGAGGUUAGCACGCAGGAACCUUUAAAAUUCAAUGAAAUUAGAUUACCAAAUUGAUUUUUUUUUUUUGGUUUCUUAUUAGUUAUUAGUUAAGUAUCUUAUAAACUAAAGUUAAACUGAUAUUGAGAUAUUCUUCCAUGUAUUUUCUGAGUUUGCAGUUUGUGGUAUUGUGAUAGUAUUCUUUCUUUUUGCAGCAAUUAAUCCUCUGGUUAUAUA